UCUAAUUAAAGUAAUCCAUAAUUGGAUAUGAGGAAAUUCUGUGCUUUACCCUUUAAGCAACUACACAGGAAAAGACAAAUGUAUUGACUUGAUAAACGAGUGAGAGAAUAUUGACAUUAACCUAGUUCUACUAGGUUGUCCAGUCCAAGUGUGCAAACUCAAGAACAGUGGCUUACAGACAACUCACUUCUAGAUUGUUUUGACGUAGCUCUUAAGUACAUUUUCCCCAUAGUCAUUCUGCCCUAACAUUCUGAGUGGUUGACCUUUUUUUUUUCCCUCGAGGGUUUCAAUAUGUAACCCAGAGUGGCCCAGAACUCAAAACCUUUCUGCCUCAGCCUCCAAGUGCAGGAUUACAGAGUUUCACAGGCCAUCAUGGCAGUCAAGUGGACUGGUGGACAUUCUUCUUCUAUCCUCUGCCUGAAUGCAAGUAAAGAUGGGCUGGUGGCUUCAGGAGCAGAGGGUGGAGAUCUUGUGGCUUGGGGUGAAGAUGGGACUCCAUUAGGCCACGUGCGGUUGGAAGGGGCCAAUGACGUCACCAGCGUCUUGUUUUCUCACUCCUGCCCCACCACGCUUUAUGCCUCCCACGGAGAAAUCAUCAGUGUACUAGAUGUCAGGUCUCUUAAAGGGUUGGUGGACCAUUUUCAUGUGAAUGAGGAAGAAAUCAAUUGUCUUUCACUAAAUGAACCUGAAAGCCUGUUGGCUUCUGCUGAUGACUCUGGGGCGAUCAAAAUCCUGGACUUGGAAAAGAAGAAAGUUACCAGAUCCCUGAAGAGACAUUCUAACAUCUGUUCCGCUGUGGCUUUCCGACCUCAGAGGCCUCAGAGCCUGGUGUCGUGCGGCCUGGAUAUGCAGGUGAUGCUGUGGAGUCUUCAAAAAGCCCGUCCCGUCUGGAUUACGAAUUUACAAGAGGAUGAAACAGAGGAGAUGGAAGGCCCCCAGUCCCCCGGCCGGCUCCUAAACCCCGCACUAGCCCACUCUGUCUCUGUAGCAACAUGUGGCAAUGUUUUCAGCUGUGGUGCAGAGGAUGGUAAGGUGCGCAUCUUCAGGGUGAUGGGAGUCAAAUGUGAUCGAGAAUUGGGAUUUAAGGGUCACACUUUGGGGGUAUCCCAGGUGUGCUUUGUGCCCGAGUCCUAUCUGCUGCUUACUGGAGGGAAUGAUGGGAAGAUAAGGUUAUGGGAUGUGAGCAGUGAAAUAGAGAAGAAACAGAAGAGUCCUGCAAAGCAUGCCCACAGGAAGAAAGCAAAAAGAGCAGCGUGCCCCAAGCAGGGUGAGAACUCCAGUGCCACAGCCGCGGAUGACGAGGGGCAUGCGAGGAUUGGGCCAAAACUCGACAUUGAACAUGGAGAAAAAGUGAACUGGCUCUUGAGUACAAAGAUAAAAGGACACCAAAGCCUCUUAGUGGCUGACCAGACGAGCUGUGUGUCUGUGUACCCCUUAAACGAACUUUAGGCCCAAUAAAAAGCACUGUAGGAACUCUGAUAAA
Peromyscus leucopus (white-footed mouse) is the source of this 1483-nucleotide messenger RNA. It is a transcript of the gene Wdr53, whose product is annotated as WD repeat domain 53. Lineage: Eukaryota; Metazoa; Chordata; Mammalia; Rodentia; Cricetidae. The transcript has 3 exons. The record is from RefSeq and is a predicted model, not a curated record. Gene Ontology annotation, molecular function: protein binding. Bases 373 to 1449 code for a protein of 358 amino acids.